Necator americanus (New World hookworm) is the source of this 222-nucleotide messenger RNA. RefSeq lists its product as uncharacterized. Lineage: Eukaryota; Metazoa; Nematoda; Chromadorea; Rhabditida; Ancylostomatidae. The transcript has a single exon. The record is from RefSeq and is a predicted model, not a curated record. The coding region runs from base 1 to 222 and encodes 73 amino acids.
AUGAAGAACGUCUACUGCGAGGGCGGAAGAGUACAACUUGAGGGCUCUCAAAUCGUGGAAACUUCGUCAUACGUAUAUCUCCGACGUUCUAUGAACAUGGAAAACGACUUGAAAGAAGAACUGAAUAGAAGAAUGAGAGCAGCAUGGGCAGCAUUCGCACCCGUCAGGGAAGCUACAGACCAACUGACGGACCAAGAUCUCCGUGCUCAUCUGUUUGAGUAG